This is a messenger RNA of Closterium sp. Naga37s-1, 1353 nucleotides long. The record is from the annotation of a GenBank genome assembly. Lineage: Eukaryota; Viridiplantae; Streptophyta; Zygnematophyceae; Desmidiales; Closteriaceae.
AUGCUGUGUGACCUCCGCGCAGCGAGUGAGGUGGGAGUGUCGCUGGGAGCACCUGCUGCCAACGGCGCGACUGCUGGCGGCGGCAGCGACUUCACUGAUACCACGGGUGCGAGCAAGCCGACGAUUGCCACUGGUAUUAGGGGCGCGGCGGGCGCGGCGAGCGCGGCGGGCGCGGCGAGCGCGGCGAGCGCAGCGCGCGCGGGGAGCGCGGCGCGCGACACGGUGAACGCGGAGCUGCGCGUGGGGACGGUGAUGCUCGUCGGCUCGCUCGCGCAGCCGCGCUCCGUCUCCUUCGACCUGGGGCGCUGCGAGCCCGUGCCCGAAACGAGCGGCGGCGCGGUGGAUUCGCUGGUGUGGUGGGACGUUUUUUCGGAUCGCACUGUGUGCAACGCGGUGCAGCUGUUCGCGUCGCCUGACUGCUCAGGGGCACCGGCCGCGAAAUACCCAUUCACGGGUUACAUGAGUACCAUCAAGAUGGGCGCAUCAGUGAAGUCCAUCCGCUGCGUUAUCAAGGCCGACACGAAUCACCCACACGACAGAAUGGCGCCAAAGGGUAAGACCCCGAGAGGGCAAGUGGAGGCCGUCAAGAAGCCCGCUGCGGCCGCUCCCUCCAGGGGCAAGAAGUCCGACAAGGUCACCAACCCUCUGUUCGAGAGGCGCCCGAAGACGUUCGGAAUCGGCGGGUCCCUCCCCCCGAAGAAGAACCUGCACCGGUUCGUCAAGUGGCCCAAGUACGUGCGCCUGCAGCGGCAGCGCCGGGUGCUCAACCAGCGGCUCAAGGUGCCGCCCGCCAUCAACCAGUUCACCAAGACGCUCGACAAGAGCCUCGCCACCUCGCUGUUCAAGCUGCUGCUCAAGUACCGGCCCGAGGACCGCGCGGCGAAGAAGGAGCGACUGCUGAAGGCGGCCGAGGCGGCGAAGGAGGGCAAGACGAUUGAGUCGAAGAAGCCGGUGGUCGUGAAGUAUGGCAUCAACCACAUCACGUACCUCAUUGAGCAGGGCAAGGCGCAGCUGGUGGUGAUCGCGCACGACGUGGACCCCAUCGAGCUCGUCAUCUGGCUGCCUGCGCUCUGCCGCAAGAUGGGCGUGCCCUACUGCAUUGUCAAGAGCAAGUCCCGACUCGGUCAGGUGGUGCACCAGAAGACGGCCACUGCCCUGGCGCUGACAGCAGUGAAGAACGAGGACAAGGGCGAGCUCAGCAAGAUCGUGGAGUCGGUCAAGGCGCACUUCAACGACAAGGCGGACGACUUGAGGCGCCAAUGGGGCGGCGGCAUCAUGGGCGUCAAGUCGCAGGCGAAGAUGAAGGCCAAGGAGCGCAUCCUCGCCAAGGAGGUGGCGCAGCGCAUGGCUUAG